UUGGCUAUAACUGCGUUCACAGAGGCGGAGAAGCUGACUGCUGAACUCGCAUCUGGAGCAGUUAGUGCUCUUCGUUACCUGAACACAUUGCUACACAUGACAACUUCGUCAUUUCUUGACUACAUACGAUGUGUAACAUGCCGACGACCGUGCCCUGUCGACGGGACCAUGUACGUUGUGAACAAGACGGAUGAGUUGAUACCGAAUAUCCGCCUGACAGUUAAGGGGAGAAAAGUACUUGGAGAAGACGUAGACAAGAAAGCGUGA
Messenger RNA from Cooperia oncophora, 267 nucleotides. The record is from the annotation of a GenBank genome assembly. Lineage: Eukaryota; Metazoa; Nematoda; Chromadorea; Rhabditida; Trichostrongylidae.